AUGCUCUCCAAGUUGACUCAAGAAGCUCCUGAAUACGUGUCCAAGAUUGCACGUAUUGAAGAAAUUGGAGCGCCAAGCAUUGAUGUCAUAGAAGUCAGACCGGUUGAGAUAGGCGAGCCAGAUUGGAUGUACGACUUGAAGAAUUACAUCGCCAACGGCACUCUACCGGACGACUCUUCCCGGGCAAAGAAAGUUAAGUUAAGGGCACCACGUUUUCAAUUGGUUGAUGAUAGGCUCUACAAAAGAUCAUAUGGCGGACCGCUGCUCCGGUGCUUAACUAGCGACGAGGCGAAAGUAGUGAUGGAAGAAGUUCAUGAAGGGAUCUGUUCUGCCCAUCAAAGACCAAGAACACUCGCGCAAAAGAUCAUUCUGAUGGGUUACUAUUGGCCUUCGAUCAACCUGGAUUGCGAGCAGUACGUUCGACGAUGCGCCACUUGUCAAGAAUUUCAUAAGUUACCCGGUCGACCGGCCACCUACUAUCAACCGGUCAGCGAAGUAAUACCUUUUGCAAGGUGGGGCGAUGCGGUCAUUUGUAGAGCUUUCUUCGCUACCUUAGUCGGUAAGGCGGCCGAAUGGUUCAAGGGUUUGGAGCAGGGGUCGAUAAGAAAUUUUGGUCAGUUGGCCGAUAAGUUUGUAAAGCGUUUCGCUGCAAAUGGGAACGUGAGGUUGANGAUGGCAGCCGGACGCAAAAAGUAUGUGAUAGUGGCGAUCGAUUACUUCACCAAGUGGGUGGAAGCAAAAGCGUUGGCAACCAUCACUUCUCAACAGUGUCAAAAGUUUCUUUGGAAAAAUGUGAUUACUCGCUUCGGGGUACCUGUUCAAUUGAUCACAGACAACGGGACACAAUUNCAGCCGGUCAAUCGGGACAGAGGCCACGAUCAAAGGAAAAAUGAACCACCGUUCAAACACGUCAAACAAUACAAUCGGCCAGAAGAUGUACCACGUUUCACUCCGUUGAACAGACCCCUGGUGGAAGUCUUGCAGUUUGCCGAGCAAUGCAAUUUGAUCCACCCACCGGAGCCGAUACCCGAGGGGGAGGACAAGAGAAAGUAUUGUGCUUUCCACAGAGUCAAGGGACACAAUACUUCGGAGUGCAUGGCCUNAUUCGAGGCAAGAGUCCCGAUUGAAGCAUGGCUCCCUACCACUCGGGAAAGAAAUUACGAUCCGGAAGUGAAUGAUGAGAUGCAAGGUACGGAACUCAAUUUCAUAGACGAAAAAAGGGACAUGGCAGCUCGAAGGUUAAUAGAAUAUCAGAGGAAUGCCAAAGUAGCCCAUGACGGUCGAGUGAACCCACGAUAUUUCCAAGUAGGAGAUCUGGUCCUACGGCGGAGGGAAGCUAGCAAGCCGACUGAUCACGGAAAAUUUGCCAAGAAGUGGGAAGGACCCUACAGGGUCUCUGCAAUGGUUCAGCCAGGUACCUAUAAGUUAGAGACUCUUUCUGGUCGAUUAGUCGCCCGAGUGUGGAACUCUGAGCACCUUAUUAAAUUUCACAAGUAG
Molecule: messenger RNA, 1497 nt
Organism: Ipomoea triloba (trilobed morning glory)
Lineage: Eukaryota; Viridiplantae; Streptophyta; Magnoliopsida; Solanales; Convolvulaceae
Exons: 3
Coding region: 1-1497 (498 amino acids)
Molecular function (GO): nucleic acid binding
Source: RefSeq, a predicted model, not a curated record